Messenger RNA from Benincasa hispida (wax gourd), 2007 nucleotides. Its product is annotated as phosphatidylinositol 4-phosphate 5-kinase 10. Gene Ontology annotation, molecular function: 1-phosphatidylinositol-4-phosphate 5-kinase activity. The record is from RefSeq and is a predicted model, not a curated record. Gene Ontology annotation, cellular component: plasma membrane. Gene Ontology annotation, biological process: phosphatidylinositol phosphate biosynthetic process. Lineage: Eukaryota; Viridiplantae; Streptophyta; Magnoliopsida; Cucurbitales; Cucurbitaceae.
CCGUGGAAGGAAAGGGCAGAGGAGUACCUAAGAAUGUACUUAAAGGGCCAAAGAAGGCACAUUGGCAAUGGAGAUUUGAUUUAGUGUUCCGUUUCCUAAAAAUAGAGGGGGUGGUUAGAAUAGGCCACAACUAAAUGUGGCGCCAAAAACUGUAUUUUCCCCUGCAAUUCAAUCGCCUCUAACCUCCAUUUCUGACACACCCCUUUCCAUUCCUACAUCCCCCAAUCAAACCCUUCUAACCAUUUCAACAAAAACCAACAUUAUCCCUCUCCUUCCCCCAUUUUCUUCUUUAUCUCUUCUCUUCCUUCCCAUGGCUCCCUCAUUUUCUCCACCCAUCAACCCAUUCUUCUUCUGACAAAGUUGAAAUCAAUCUGGGAAUUCAACGACUUCUGGAUUAAGCAAGGGACAUUGGGCAUUGAUCAGGGUAGUUCAUGGCAAUGGGGAGAGGGGAGCUCUCACCACAGGACUUCAAAGCCACUAAAAAUAAUUGGAUUCAAUAUACCAAGAAGAAUAAUAUACGUCUUCCUCAAGGCUCAUAUACUGACUUCGAGUGGAAGGACUAUUGUCCUGCAGUAUUCAGAAACAUACUAGAGCUAGAGAAAAUAGACUAUGCUGACUAUAUGUUGUCUAUUUGUGGUGAUGAGACCUUAAGAGAGGUUUCUUCACCAGGAAGAAUUGGCAACGUGAUAUUUCUGUCAAAUGACGACCGAUUUGUGAUUAAAACUCUGCGAAAAUCUGAAGUCAAGGUUCUCAGGGAGAUGCUUCCAAAGUACUAUCGACAUCUAAAAACACAUGGGUUUUCAUUGUUGACUACGUUAUAUGGACUUCAUGUAGUGAGACCAAUUGGAGGUAUUAAGGUUUAUUUUGCAGUCAUGUCAAAUGUAUUGCAAUCAGAUUUGCACUUGCAUCGGCGGUAUGAUCUCAAAGGCUCAUCAAGAGGACGAAAUUUCAAUAAAGUGAUCGUCCAUGAGGAGAUAAUUUAUAAGGAUAUAGAUCUUGAUUUCUACUUUUACCUAGAACCAUCACUCCGUAACAAGAUAUUGUCACAACUCAAGUAUGAUUGCGAGUUUUUGGAGGCCGAGGGCAUCAUGGACUAUAGUCUUUUGCUUGGUGUACAUAUAGAAGCCUCCUCGCGUCAAGGAAUGAGGACCGGUCCAGUUCAUGACGAUGCAGAAUUGACUGUUGCUGACAUUCUUAAACAUAAUGGCAGGUUUGGCGCUAAGCUUCCUGCUAGUGCAGUCAGGACGCCAAGGAAUGAGAUGGGGAUUGUUUCAUCACCAAGCAGGGUGAGGGUGCCAGAGUGCUACAAUGUAUUGCUAUACUUUGGAAUAAUAGACAUUUUCCAGAACUACAAUGUGAUAAAGCGCCUCGAGCAUGCUUACAAAUCGAUACAGUAUGAUUCAAAGUCAAUCUCAGCCGUGAAUCCCAAAGUAUAUUCUUCUCGCUUCCAGGAUUUUCUUGCCAAAGUAUUUCUAGCAAGAGAAUCAAGUAAAAACUGGAAUUUUGAGUUUUGAUCCAUGUCAAGUCAACCCAGUGGGGGAGAAAUCAACAAAAAUAAGUUAUGUUUGUUCCUUGCCCACAUCAUGAUUUGCAAUAAUGUAUAGGAAGGCAUUGAGGGUCAGGUAGGAGAGGGGAUUGUUAGCAGAGACAAAUACAUUGCAGCCGAAUAUGAAAAUGGAGCUUCAUUGUUUCAGGAAGACUGAGAGAGGUUAUUAGAAAUGGCUCAGGCGUUAUCUUUUGAUUCAUGCAAGAGUUAUAGUAAAACAUUUAUAAACCGUUGUGUUGUUUGCCUGAAAUUUCUUUACUUUAUGGUUCUAUUGACCUUGUUUUGAAUUCAUUCUAUUUGGAAGUGUAUUUAUGACACGAGGAGCAAAUGAAUUGGAUAAAAUGUGAACUGAAAAAUUCAGAGAAGAAGGGUGUUAGAGGAGGAAAACCCCAUUUGUUCUUUAUAAGGGAAAAAAUCAAGCAACAGUGGGAAAUGUGAAAAUCAGUGCUCACUUUUUGAAC